ACUAGAAGCCAUCAUAUCUCUUCGAAUCGCUCAUUUUCUCUGUUUUCCUUCACAGCAGAAGUACACAUUCUCUCCCACUCAAUUGAAAUUCCCUUUUAAAUUCUUCCACCAACUAUGCCUUCAAGGCUCUCCGAUGCCAUUAGACCCCAUAUCGACUUCACUUCACUCCAAGAACUCCCCGAUUCAUACGCAUGGAACCACCAGGCCGAGUUCGACUACCCCUCGUCGUCCGACGAUGUCGAAUCCGUGCCGAUUAUAGACCUUAAUGACCCUAAUUCUGUUCAAGCUAUUGGCCAUGCAUGUAAAACAUGGGGAGUUUUCCAAGUCAUCAACCAUGGUGUCCCUAUUGGUCUCUUUGAUAUGGUUGAGUCCACUAGCCGAACACUUUUCUCUUUACCUGUCAACCAAAAACUCAAAGCUGCUCGAUCACCGGACGGUGUCUCCGGAUACGGUUUCGCAAGGAUUUCAUCGUUUUUCUCUAAGCUUAUGUGGUCCGAGGGCUUCACCAUUGUCGGGUCACCUGAAGAGCAUUUUUGUCAACUUUGGCCACUUGAUUACAUCCAUCACUGUGAUGUGAUUAAGGAAUACAAGCAAGAAAUGAACAAAUUAGCAGGGAGAUUGAUGUGGUUGAUGUUGGGUUCAUUGGGGAUAACAGACAAGCAAGAUAUCAAGUGGGCUGGCCCAAAAGGUGAUUUCGACGAGGCUUCAGCAGCUCUACAGUUGAAUUACUACCCUGCUUGUCCCGACCCGGACCGAGCCAUGGGUCUCGCCGCGCAUACGGACUCGACCCUCUUCACCAUCCUCUACCAAAACAACACGAGCGGGUUACAAGUCCUGAGAGAGGGAGUGGGGUGGAUCAAAGUCCCUCCGGUCCCCAACACGCUCGUCAUCAAUGUCGGGGACCUCAUGCAUAUCUUGUCCAACGGUUCAUUUCCGAGUGUUCUUCACCGUGCCAUGGUGAACCGGACCCACCACCGGUUAUCGGUAGCCUAUUUAUAUGGGCCACCAUCGAGUGUCAAGAUAUCGCCACAUCCGAAACUAGUAGGCCCAACUCAACCACCUCUGUAUCGACCAGUUACUUGGAAUGAAUACUUGGACGCCAAAGCCAAACAUUUCAACAAAGCACUCUCGCGGGUUCGAGCUUGUGUCCCUCUAAAUGGAUUGGUUGAUGUAAAUGAACACAAUAAUGGCGUAAAGGUUGGCUAAAAGACAACCAUUGUUGUUGUUAAUCACCUUUUUGUUCUCUUCCUCUUUUUAUAAAUAUUAUUCAUUUUUAUUGGAAUAAACACUUUUUUUAACA
Hibiscus syriacus is the source of this 1300-nucleotide messenger RNA. Its product is annotated as gibberellin 3-beta-dioxygenase 1-like. Lineage: Eukaryota; Viridiplantae; Streptophyta; Magnoliopsida; Malvales; Malvaceae. Gene Ontology annotation, molecular function: gibberellin 3-beta-dioxygenase activity. Gene Ontology annotation, biological process: gibberellin biosynthetic process; response to light stimulus. The transcript has 2 exons. The record is from RefSeq and is a predicted model, not a curated record. Bases 115 to 1206 code for a protein of 363 amino acids.